CUCUCGCUCGGAAAUGUUUGAGUUUAGGUUCAGGUUGAAAGACGUUAAAUACGACCACGUUCCGCGGAAACAUCUCUCAAAUCAGCUGAUGACGUAACAAACGACUAGCGUAUACAUAUAAUAUAUAUAUACCAACAUAUAUGUACUUUAAUUCUCAUUGUGUCGUAGGCAAAUCAGUGUGUUAAUGUUUAAUACCAGAGUUUAUUUUACAAUCGAGAGACAUAAACUAAUAAGUGGGAGAAAAUAAAAUAUGGCGUAAUUAUUUUUUCGAUCGGUUGCAAAAACGUGGAAGCUUCAAAGUUGAUUAAUUAGAAGGACACAAAAAGGUUAACAAGAUGAGUGUCGAUGCGUAUGGACCCAGCAGCCAAACUCUUACAUUUUUGGACACCGAAGAGGCGGAUUUAAUUGGAGCUGACACUCAGGGAAGUGAAUUUGACUUCACUGAUUUCACGUUACCGUCGCCGAGUCAGACCCAAGCUUCCCAACAUGACUCUGCCCAGAGCCAACCGAACCAAUCGGUCCAGAUCAAUGGAACGAACGGAAGUUCAGCAUUGGAUUUAAAAAUAUCCGGUGCAGCUCAGAACCUCGCGGAGUUACAAUUUGAAGAGGAAGAAGAGGAGGCUUAUUACAACCGCGAUUUACCAGAGCACGCAUGUAAAUACUGUGGCAUACAUGAAGCAUCAUGUGUUGUUAUGUGCAAUGUCUGCAGAAAGUGGUUCUGCAAUGGACGGGGUAACACAUCUGGCUCCCAUAUUAUUAAUCAUCUUGUGCGCGCCAAGCACAAGGAAGUUACAUUACACAGAGAUGGGCCAUUGGGUGAAACAGUUCUGGAAUGCUACUCAUGUGCCGUGAGGAAUGUAUUUGUCCUUGGAUUCAUACCAGCCAAAGCUGACUCUGUUGUUGUUUUGCUCUGCCGACAACCAUGUGCUGCUCAAAGUUCGCUGAAAGAUAUGAACUGGGAUCAAGAGCAAUGGAAACCGUUGAUUGAAGACCGUAGUUUUUUAUCAUGGCUCGUAAAAAUUCCAUCCGAGCAGGAGCAAUUACGUGCACGGCAGAUAUCCGCCCAGCAGAUAAACAAACUCGAGGAAUUAUGGCGCGAUAAUGUGGACGCUACUUUCCAAGACCUCGAGAAGCCUGGAGUAGACGAGGAGCCGCAGCAGGUGCUGCUGCGCUACGAAGACGGCUACCAGUAUCAGAAUAUUUUCGGACCGCUGGUGAAACUCGAGGCGGACUACGACAAGCGGCUCAAAGAGUCACAGACCCAAGAGAACAUCGAAGUCCGCUGGGACGUGGGGCUCAACAAGAAGACCAUCGCCUACUUUAUGUUGGCUAAAACCGACGGGGACAUGAAGCUGAUGCACGGCGACGAGCUCCGGCUGCGUUAUCUCGGUGAGCUGCACAAACCCUGGUCAGGUAUCGGGCACGUCAUCAAAAUACCCGACAAUUACGGCGAAGAAGUUGGGAUUGAAUUGAAAAAUAAUUCCGGCGCACCGACAGAAUGCGUAAGUAAUUUUGUCGUUGACUUUAUAUGGAAGAGUACCAGCUUCGAUCGUAUGCAAUUGGCGCUGCGUAAGUUUGCCGUUGACGACACGUCUGUGUCCGCAUAUAUUUACCACCGUCUACUGGGCCAUGAAGUCGAGGAAGUCUUGUUCCGUUGCCACUUACCCAAACACUUCAGUGCUCCAAAUUUACCUGAUCUGAAUCGUUCCCAAGUCUACGCUGUCAAACACGCAGUACAGCGACCCCUGUCUUUGAUCCAAGGACCCCCCGGUACCGGGAAAACGGUCACCAGUGCAACGAUUGUCUACCAAUUGGUGAAACAAAACGGUGGUCCUGUUCUGGUAUGCGCGCCAUCCAACACAGCAGUGGAUCAACUGACAGAAAAAAUCCACAAAUCAAAUCUCAAAGUCGUGCGUCUCUGUGCCAAGUCUCGGGAGGCUAUCGAUUCGCCCGUGAGUUUUCUGGCUCUGCACAACCAAAUAAAAAACAUGGAAACCAACACCGAGUUACAGAAAUUACAGCAACUGAAAGAUGAAACUGGAGAAUUGUCGUCAGCAGAUGAAAAACGUUACCGUUUAUUAAAAAAAGCCGCUGAAAAAGAGUUACUUGAAGCCGCUGACGUGAUCUGCUGUACCUGCGUGGGUGCAGGUGAUCCGCGGUUGCAUCGCUUGAAGUUCCACUCGAUACUCAUUGACGAGAGUAUGCAAGCUACCGAACCCGAGUGCAUGGUACCAGUAGUCUUGGGGGCCAAACAGCUGAUAUUAGUUGGAGAUCAUUGUCAACUAGGUCCAGUAGUGAUGUGUAAGAAGGCAGCACGCGCUGGUUUAUCCCAAUCUCUAUUCGAACGUCUAGUCGUGUUGGGCAUCCGUCCAUUCAGACUCGAAGUUCAGUAUCGUAUGCACCCAGACUUGUCGCGUUUCCCAUCAAAUUUCUUCUACGAAGGCUCUCUGCAGAACGGCGUGUGCGCUGACGAACGUAAACUCCUGAAAAUAGAUUUCCCAUGGCCUGUACCCGACAAGCCCAUGUUCUUCUACGUGACUCAGGGUCAAGAAGAGAUCGCCGGAAGCGGUACCUCGUAUCUUAACCGCACAGAAGCUUCUAAUGUUGAAAAAAUAACCACGAGAUUUUUGCGCUGCGGCGUGAAACCCGAGCAGAUCGGUGUCAUUACGCCCUACGAAGGACAGCGCGCUUACUUGGUACAGUACAUGCAGUACCAGGGCUCAUUGCACUCAAAGCUCUACCAAGAAAUAGAAGUAGCCAGCGUUGACGCGUUUCAAGGACGUGAGAAAGACAUCAUCAUAAUGUCCUGCGUCCGCUCAAACGAGCACCAGGGCAUCGGUUUUCUGAAUGACCCGCGUCGUUUGAACGUCGCGCUGACCCGUGCCAAGUACGGAAUCAUAAUUGUCGGCAACCCGAAAGUUCUGUCAAAGCAGCCGCUGUGGAACCACCUGCUGAACUUUUACAAAGAGCAGAAGGUCCUGGUAGAAGGGCCCUUGAAUAAUUUAAAAGAGUCAAUGAUCCAGUUCGCUAAACCAAAGAAAUUAAUAAACUCAGCGAAUCCCGGGUCGCACUUUAUGUCGACCUCGAUGUACGACGCGCGCGAAGCUCUGAUACCUGGCUCCGUUUACGACAGAUCUGGCGGCGGGCAAAUAAAUGGAGCUGCGCAGUCACACAAUCCUUACUACCAACGCAACAUACCCUUGGAUAUGUUCAGCAGAACCCACGAUACCAUAAGUUACAUAAGUCCCGAGCGGGCGCAAGCUGCUAUGAACAACGUCCCCGUGCCAGUGGGAAUGUUCAUGAACAUGGCCCACGUGCCCCCUCGAUUUUACAAUCAACAUCAGCAGGCACUGCAGGCAAGACAGAACCAGCAGCGCAACCGCCGCACGGGGAUUAAAAAAAUGGGCGUUGGCAGCAGCGUCGGACCACGUAUGGGCAAGUUCAGCCAAAGUGACAUCAACACCCAGCCCUACAGCAGCCAAGGACCUGCUGGUCUGCCACUCACUCAAGGAACGACCCAAGGAAUGUCGCAGCCCGGCUUCAGUCUUUCUCAGCCCGGUCUGUCCCAGGCUGAACUAUCCCAGGACUCAUUCGCUGUCGGCGACUUCCAGUCACAGAUGGACGGUCUGCUGAGUCAGGACUCGACUUAUCAGGGCGACAGGAGUGGAUUCUAUCAGGGACAAUCACAACCAAGUGGACAAUUCUCACAGCCGUACUGAACGCUGGUAUUGAUGGGGUGGGAAUGUACGCAUUUACGCCAUGCUGUUGUCGCGGGAGCGACUUUGAAUAAAAAGCUCAUUUCAUAAUGAUCUGUGUAAUUAUGGUGGAGUUAUUAUGAUGAUGAUGAUGAUGAUUAUGGUGACGAUGAUACAUUCUUCAACAACAGGGGACGUUAAAUUACGCUGAGAUACGGAUUAUUCUGGCUCUUUAUCUGGAUGAUAAUUUGAAUUUGUUAAUAACGGGGUUUUUAUUGAUGAAAUGGAUUUACCGAUGGAUUUUAUUGAUUAAGAGCCAAUACCGUAAGCGAUAAUUCAAUUUAAAAUAUAUUAUUAAAUAUAUUUUAUCACAUCGAGGAUAAAUAAUGAAGAUUUAAUUGAUUAUCGGAGGACACUUGGUCAGUAAUUGAGAUUAAGAUUUUUUAUGGAAUGCUCGAGACAGCAAGUGGUCGUGUGCUGAUCAAGAUAUCAAAGAUUAUUGUUAUUACUUUUUUUUUUCAAGAUGAUGAUGAGAAGAUAAAGGGAAUUAAGGAUUUUAUUGAUUAAAAUGAUUUUUUUUUGUGAUUUUAUUCUGAAAAAUUUAUUACUAAAGUCCAUAGAUAUUUAAAUUUAUGAUAAUAUAAAUAAAUAACUAAUGUUAAUGAUAUAAAGAUCAAAAAGUCCUUGAUAAACUUUAAGAAAAAUAAAACGGCGAAGAUUUUCAUUAAUUAAAAAUAAAUAAAAUAAUUUUUGAAAAUGCACCGACCCAAAAUCCUUCGAUUAAUCGUUAAAAUAUAACAUCGUUAGUUUUGUUUUAUUAUUAUUAAUUAAUUCAUUCAUUAAUUAAAUAACUAUUAUUCUUAUUAUUAUAGAUAAUAUUAAUUAUAAUCAAUUUUCUUUAUUUUUUUGUUAAAUUCGUUAAUUAUAAUUUGAAAUAAUGCGACGUGAGAAAUGCGCUUCCGUUUAAAUUUUUAUUUUUUUUUUCGACCAAAAUUAAAUGACAAA
This is a messenger RNA of Microplitis mediator, 4700 nucleotides long. It is a transcript of the gene Upf1, whose product is annotated as regulator of nonsense transcripts 1. The record is from RefSeq and is a predicted model, not a curated record. Gene Ontology annotation, cellular component: cytoplasm. Lineage: Eukaryota; Metazoa; Arthropoda; Insecta; Hymenoptera; Braconidae. The coding region runs from base 336 to 3719 and encodes 1127 amino acids. Gene Ontology annotation, biological process: nuclear-transcribed mRNA catabolic process, nonsense-mediated decay. Gene Ontology annotation, molecular function: hydrolase activity; RNA binding; RNA helicase activity. The transcript is spliced from 5 exons.